AUGGAGCCCGCCUCGUUGCCACUGGCGUCUGCCGACCCAGUACAUCCAUCCGUACACUCACCAAGUCAGUCGCCCGGAUGCCCACCCACCAAAACGAAUUUGUCCUCGCUGCCACCGGGUUUCUCAAACAACUUAGACGGGGACAAGCAGCCACUUCCGAAACUACCAGCAGAAGCCGGGCUUCGCGCCUCGAUACCUCCCGGAGCACCGCCUUCGCCCUUAUCACUAAGGCAAUCGCAGCCACUAUCCCCUGAGAGUGUCGCUUCGUCGAUGACCAGCGUUCCUAAUGCGGAUCCAGAGACUCUAGAAGCUGCAAACACUCUUCUGAGCCUCAGACACCCACGCCUGUUUGAUCCGCAAACAUCAAGCCAUCGUCAGCAUACGCCCAGGCCACUCCAAGAACUGUUGUCGUCAUCACCGCGCCGACUCAGACCGGCUCAUUCAUUGCAAUUUAAUUCCAAAGCAGAUCCACCUGACCCGGACGUGUACGACUCGGAAGAAACAAUCGAUCAGCCGAUCAAUCACACUAUGCGGUUUCCAAGUUCCACAAGGGGAGACAAGGUGGUCCCACAGAGCAGUAGCAGAGGUGUCAAUGCGAAAUCCCGAUCGAGCUAUGAGAGUUACUUGGACGCAAGUAGAAGAGACGCUCAAAUCGACCAGCAUCCAUUGGCAGAAGAGUUUCGUCAGAAGUCUCUGAUAGAGCGAAAGGGGGUAGAUGCUGAUCCAGACGCACAAAGAAUCGAGCGGGAUAUGGCCGUUACUGCCGGCUUUCCCCAUGGCAUGCCUGCAGACAAGGACGGAGGCGAUCGGUACAUGGGCGCAAUCCUCGAGGGGAUAUCACGUACAAGGAUUGAACGACACGGCCACUGGCCCCAGUUAGCUGCUGGUGAGAAGGCCUUGGAUCAGAUGAGGAAGGAUGUGCUGCCAAACAGCCACGAGAAACGCCCAAGCACUCUGCUUCGACAAGAACAAUCACGUAACCGCCAACAAACGCGGAGAUCACAGAAAGAGCAACCUGGCCAUACGGCAAAUCGUGUGUCUCCCAGCGACGAGUCAGACGCAGGCCUGAAUCUGGCGGAUGACGAGAGGGAAUCUGGGAGACAACUGGCGUCGACCGAGCAUACUCCUUCAACAUCAAGCCAGGCAAGCUUCACGCUCGACGAACCAGCGAUGGAACUGAGGCCCAGCAAUACAGCAGGUAGUGAGCCUAGGAAAAGGCGGAAACGUGAGAGUGACAACCUGGCAACCGACCUGGGCGAGGCGUGGGCUGUUCAUGUUGAUCCGAAAGGCGGCCGACCCAAGAAAGUGCCCCAAAGAGAUCUCUAG
Messenger RNA from Neoarthrinium moseri, 1326 nucleotides. RefSeq lists its product as uncharacterized. Bases 1 to 1326 code for a protein of 441 amino acids. The record is from RefSeq and is a predicted model, not a curated record. Lineage: Eukaryota; Fungi; Ascomycota; Sordariomycetes; Amphisphaeriales; Apiosporaceae. The transcript is spliced from 2 exons.